This is a messenger RNA of Naegleria gruberi, 1944 nucleotides long. RefSeq lists its product as uncharacterized. The transcript is spliced from 2 exons. Lineage: Eukaryota; Heterolobosea; Eutetramitea; Acrasida; Naegleriidae. The record is from RefSeq and is a predicted model, not a curated record. The coding region runs from base 1 to 1944 and encodes 647 amino acids.
AUGCACGAUGCAUACAUUCAGAGAGAUUACAAGUAUGCUAAUAAGGUUUUCAAUUUUUUCCCGAGUGAUAAACUAAUUCAUCCAAUCAAGGCAAAAUUAGAAGCUCUCUAUUUGGAACCUCUCAGAAGGUAUGAACAAUUGAAGAAUAAUGUUGAUAGAGCUUUUGAGAUAAAGGAUAUUGAGGAUGUGAGAAGACAAUUGGAAAGGGAGAGUGGAUACAAGGAUUGUAUUGUAGAGGGUUUGAUAUAUGCAAGGACCAAACUUGUACAACUAACUUCUGAGAAGCAAGUUAUCGAUCAAAUCAUGAAACUACUCAAAAAGCAUGGAGAAGAAGUAGAUGCCAUGACAAUUCUGCCCUCUUCGUUGGGAGAUUCAACAUUUAUUUCACUGGAGAAAACAAGACAACGUGAGAAGAAGGAAAAGAUUGUAUCAACCUUGCUAUCUCAUCCAAAAUUAUUUUAUAGGUCAUCAGUGUGUUUUUCUUUGAAUGUUUGGUUUAAUGUGGUGGAAACCUUCUUUGGAAUACUUUCGAAUAGUAGAUCCAGAGAUUUGAUUUCAUUGAUUGAUUCUUUAGAAAAUCAAAAAGAUCAACAAUUAGAAAUGUUAGAGAAUGGAUCAUUCAAAAAGUGGUUCAGAAUUUUGGAAAUAGCCUCCAAAGAUCAACUGACAGCCAAUCUCGAAAGAUUUACUGAAAAAUUAAAGAGUUUAAAUGAUGAAAUUGCUUCCAUUCAUCAAGAAAUGAAGAGUAUAUCUGUUGAUCUUCAAUCUAAGUUUGAACUGAAACAAAAUGUUGAUACUUUUGCCAGUAAGAAACUGGAAACUGUUCAGAAAAAGAGAAUUCAAAAACGAAAGGAAAUUACAGACAUGGAAUUUUUCUUGGAUAAUCAUUUAUUCCUCUAUUUGGAAAAAUCUCAUAAGGAAUUCGGUAUUGAUGUCUUUGGAUGGAUUAUUCCAACAAUUUACAAACACAUUCACAAUUAUUUGAAAACUGUAAUGGUAUUUUGCCAACAAUACGAACAAAAACAUGAACCUAGCAUCACCAAAUAUAUUAUUAAUAGAAACAUGAAUGGUUUAUUGGAAUAUUUGGAGGACAAUAAGUUUGAAAUAUUGGACAAUGACCUCGAAGUAUAUCGGUCGAUUCAUCAAGAGCUCUCUUCCUCAACUCCCAAUUUUCUUUAUCUUGCAACACUAUUCACUGAUGAACAAAAGAAGGGCUACAGCAAGGAAAUAUCACAAGCUCAAAGGGCAGAAAAAGCCAGAAUUUUGAAUACAAGACCUUCAGUGGUAACACCAGAAGAUUUUGAGGAAGAGGAAGAAGAAUUGGAUGUUGAGCUUCAAUGGGGAGGAGAUGAAGAUAUAGAACCAGUAUUUGAUUAUGAAUCUAUUCCAUAUGAUCAAAUUUUGGAAUCUAUCAGAGCAGAAAUGAAGGAAAUACAUUCUUUGGUAAAUUUGAAGGAUGAGAAUAUGAGAGAUGAGAAAACAUCCUCCUCACUAAUUGGACAAUUAAUGAGAAAGAGACUCAUUCCAACCAUCAUGUCUCUAUUCCUAGAAGAUAUGAAAUCAGAGUAUAAUAUAUGGUCUUUUAUUGAAAAACUUGCAAAGAAUGAUGAAGAGCUAUCUGAAAUAGUGAAAACUACAAAUACUCAUUUCAGAAGACGUACCACUCGACUUUCAUCCAUAGCUCCUGAUAGAAUACCUCGAAUGAAAUUCAGAUACUUCCUCACCAGCUAUAUUACUAAUUCACAUUCACUAACAGCAAUGACAAGGAUUGUUAGCUCACCAUCUCUAUCAGAAACUCACAAACCAACCUACCUCCUUCACAAUAAGACUAAUCAAGGUGAAUUUGUCAAAUAUUUGGCCUUCUUCAAAACCUUUCCAAUCAAACUCAACAUGGAAAUACCCUACCUCGAGUAUGAUCCAAAAUAUCAAGAUGAUUCUCCAUAA